Plectropomus leopardus (leopard coralgrouper) is the source of this 2978-nucleotide messenger RNA. RefSeq names its product nuclear respiratory factor 1 (gene nrf1). Gene Ontology annotation, molecular function: DNA-binding transcription factor activity. NCBI's taxonomy places the organism in Eukaryota, Metazoa, Chordata, Actinopteri, Perciformes, Serranidae. The record is from RefSeq and is a predicted model, not a curated record. Gene Ontology annotation, biological process: regulation of transcription by RNA polymerase II.
CUAGUGCAGCUCAGUGUUGUGUGCGGUUGUCUGCUCGCUGUGUUUGCUGUGUUUGCUGUGUUUGCUGCUGGCUCCCCUCUGUCGUCCAUUAGAGCUCGGUACCAUCCCCACUGUACGGCGCAGGCCCGAAGUAGCGCAGCCGCUCUGAGUCACUGUACCGUGGGUCCAACUGUCUAGACCAGGUGGCCGAUAAUGGACGAGCACGUCGUUCACCAGACAGAACACAUGACCACCAUUGAGGCCAGCGCCGUAAGCCAACAGGUACAUGUGGCCACCUUCACUGAAGCGUCCAUGAUGAGCGCUGAGGAAGACUCCACGUCCUCGCCAGACGAUGAUCCUUAUGACGACACGGACAUCCUCAACUCGGCUGGCACUGAUGAGGUCACCGCUCACCUGGCUGCCGCAGGGCCGGUAGGCAUGGCGGCUGCUGCUGCCGUGGCAACUGGGAAGAAAAGAAAGAGGCCUCACAUCUUUGAAUCCAACCCUUCCAUCCGCAAGAGGCAGCAGACCCGUCUGCUCAGGAAACUGCGAGCCACCCUGGAUGAGUACACCACCAGAGUGGGCCAGCAGGCCAUAGUGCUGUGUAUCUCUCCCUCCAAACCCAACCCUGUGUUCAAGGUGUUUGGUGCUGCUCCUCUGGAGAACGUGGUGAGGAAGUACAAAAGCAUGAUGCUGGAGGAUCUGGAGAACGCUCUGGCUGAACACGCCCCCGCUGGUGGAGAGCUGGCCUCAGAGCUGCCCCCCCUCACCAUCGAUGGCAUCCCGGUCUCUGUGGACAAGAUGACCCAGGCCCAGCUGCGAGCGUUCAUCCCAGAGAUGCUGAAGUACUCGACGGGCCGAGGGAAGCCCGGCUGGGGUAAAGAGAGCUGCAAGCCAGUGUGGUGGCCUGAGGACAUCCCUUGGGCCAACGUUCGCAGUGACGUCCGCACAGAGGAGCAGAAACAGAGGGUUUCGUGGACGCAGGCGUUGCGGACCAUCGUUAAGAACUGCUACAAGCAGCACGGCCGUGAGGAUCUGUUGUAUGCUUUUGAAGACCAGGUAACCACGACAACCACCACCCAGCACCACCUGACUGCAGCGCAGAGCAUCGCUCACCUUGUGCCCUCACAAACUGUGGUACAGACCAUCAACAACCCUGAUGGAACAGUCUCGCUCAUCCAGGUUGGCACAGGACACACAGUUGCCACCCUGGCAGAUGCGUCAGAGCUGCCUGGUGUGACUGUGGCUCAGGUCAACUACUCCACUGUGACUGACGGAGAGGUGGAGCAGAACUGGGCCACCCUGCAGGGCGGCGAGAUGACGAUCCAGACCACUCAGGCCUCAGAGGCCACGCAGGCAGUCGCAUCCCUGGCAGAAGCCGCUGUCGCCGCAAGUCACGAAAUGCAGCCCGGAGCCACCGUCACAAUGGCUCUUAACAGUGAGGCAGCAGCCCACGCUGUAGCGACGCUGGCAGAGGCCACUCUACAAGGCGGAGGGCAGAUUGUCCUGGCAGAGACAGCAGCUGCUGUUGGAGCACUGGCAGGGGUUCAAGAUGCCACAGGUCUGGUCCAGAUCCCGGUCAGCAUGUACCAGACCGUAGUGACCAGCCUGGCCCAGGGCAACCGGCCCGUCCAGGUCGCCAUGGCACCUGUCGCCACACGCAUAGAUAACACUGUCACGCUGGACGGCCAGGCAGUGGAGGUGGUGACCCUGGAGCAGUGACAGUUAAGAUCCUGGAAGAAGUAGGAGGCACUGAAUGGUCACCAUGGAGAUUGGUUUAUCCUACUGUUUUCCAACACAUCAUGCUGUGUACAAUGUCAAAUAUAUUUUUAAAUGUACAUCUGCAGGGGAAGUGAAACUGAGUUAUCAAUGUGUUUACUAUGUAAAGAUAUUGCUUUUGUUGGUGUAAUUUUUCUCCCAUUUAGCUUCAUGUUUUUUUUUAGGUCUGUGAUGUUGAGUAUUUAGUAUUUAUUUCUAUUCAAUCAACCUUUACUUCAAACAAAGAUGAACCAAAAAGCCCGGGAGGAAAGCCACCACUGCUUCACCCAGAGUGUGUAACGAUCACUGGUCUGGAUUUUCACUAUCGUCGAUGUGCUUGACUGUUUUGUUCCUAGGAUGCAUUUACAAUUCAGUGCCAUAGUCAGUGAUCACUCCCCCUCUGUUUUCCGUAUCUUCUGUCACUAUUCUGAACUCUUUCCACCUCAACUCAUCGAAAACUCCCCGACACAUUCUCAAAUUAGAUAAUGAAAUAUUACGUUGGAAAACCAUCUUGUCGUGUGCUUUUCCCCUGUGCCGUUUUACUGUAGUCCACGCACAUGCCAAGAUUCGUGAAGACUCAGGAUAUACAACAAAGUGUUUUUUACUGCUGGAUUGCUGAGCUGACUUCCUGAAGCAGCCGUUUUGUCUACCAAAUCCAUUUAUUUACAGCGCAUGGAUAGGGGCACCCCUCGGUAUGUUAUUUUUUUAACAUGAACUUCUUUGUAUGUCACUAAGGACUGGGUGGUCUGCAUCACUUUGUUUAUCACAAGUUGUUAGUCAUACUUGAACAAGAGCUGCAGUAUUUGUGAUGCAAAUAUCAAAAAGGCAUUUCUCUUUAAUCUUGCAACAAAAAUAAUCGCUUGCCAGAAUCAACUUAGUUUGAUGCAGCUGUAACAGUUGGUUCAACCCUCACCACUAUUUAAAAAUAAAGUCCAAUAAAAUGGCUGCUGCUCUCUAUUCAUUCAGCUUCUCUCUUCAUUGUUAGUUCACUCUUCAUCCAAAAGUGUAACCAUCAGUGGAUGCAUAAAUGCUAUUCAGGCUGCCCUCAUAAAGUUGAUGAGGCAACUUUUGGUAACCACUCAAUCAACUUGAAAUUCUUUAAGUCCAGUCAUCUUUUUUCUUGCAAAAAAAAUUCAUAUUUCAACAUGCACUGAUGGCUGAUGAUCACUCGUGGAAUGUAACUCAGUACUAUGGUUGUAUACAAUUUUGAUGCACUUGUACUUGAAUAUUUCCAAUUUAUG